UAAAAGUACAAUGUGUGUGUCUCUAUAUAUUUCUACCGCUAGAUGCCGCCAUCCUCUGGAAACCUUCAACUCAUGGCGAGCGGUGAUGAACGAGAGUGAUGAGUCCGGAGGAGGGUGGGCCACUAGUGCCCGAGUUGGUCACUAUCUCCCCGAGGCAGGUUCUUCCCACACCAGUACCGGCCGGCCGGCGCCUCAUUCGGAGGAAGUCGCUAUGGGAGACUAGCUAGCUAGCUAGCUAGCAUGCGAGGACCUUUCACGUAAAUGGCGCUUGUCAAAAGGGAACUAUAUCAGCGUUUGCUGUUCGUUGCCGCUUUUCUUCCAAUCACAGGUGUUUUUUGCUUCAGCGAGUUAUUUUUCAUCAAGGAGCCCCACGAUGCGACGGUCAUGCGUAAAGAAGCCGUCAUUUUGGACUGUCAGGUGCACGGAGAGAUGCCCGUCGACGUCCGAUGGCUGAGGAACGGAGCGAAAGUGGUGGAGAACGAGCGGGUGUACCUCCUCUCCAACAGCUCCCUUUACAUUUCCGAAGUGGAGAGCAGACGAGGAGACAAAUCAGACGAGGGGGUCUAUCAGUGCCUUGCGCAGAACAAGUACGGCGCCAUCCUCAGCCAGAGGGCCCGGCUGACAAUCACAAGUAUUUCAUCGUUUACGGCCCAGCCAGCGUCGAUCGUGGCAACUGAAGGCUCAGUUGCCAGAUUUUCCUGCAAAAUCAGUGCGCACCCUCCUCCCAUCAUCACUUGGGAGUUCAAUCGGGUAACAUUACCCCUCGUCACUGAAAGAAUCACAGUCCUGCCCAGUGGCGCUCUUCAGAUUCACGGGGUGCAGCGGGCAGACGGUGGCAAUUACCGCUGCGUCGCCACCAACAUUGCAAACCGGCGACGUAGCGCGGAGGCCACGCUCACCGUGACUUCAGAUCCCAACCCCCGGCGUCCCCAGAGGCCACGCAUCACAGCCGGGCCCCAGAACAUCUCCGUGCCGGCGCACCAGAGCGCCACUCUGGAGUGCAUGGCCACAGGCAACCCCCGACCUAUCGUUUCCUGGAGUCGAGCAGACAGCAAAUCUAUUGAUGUCUACCACACCAAAGUGCUGGGAAAUGGCAACCUCAUCAUUACGGACAUCAAGCCCCAGCACGGAGGAGUCUACGUGUGCCGAGCUUCCACUCCUGGGACAAGAAACUUCACUGUCGCUGCAGCCAAUGUGACUGUACUUGCGCCGCCUUCUUUGGCGGAGUGGCCAGAGAGCCUGACGCGUCCGCGUGCCGGCACGGCUCGCUUUGUGUGCCGAGCUGAGGGGUUUCCCGCACCUCAGAUCACCUGGCUCAAGAACGGAGAGAGAAUUCACUCCAAUGGCCGAAUCAAGAUGUACAGCAGCAAACUAGUGAUCAACCAGAUCAUUCCCGAGGACGACGCCAUCUAUCAGUGCCAGGCUGAAAACGAGCAGGGCGCGGUGCUCGCCAUGGCGAGGCUCAUCGUGGUCAUGUCGGAGGACCGCCCCAGCGCGCCCAAAAAUAUCCGAGCGGACACGGUCUCGAGCUCGGCCAUCCUGCUGGCUUGGGACAGGCCGCUUUAUAACGCCGAUAAAGUUAUUGCGUACUCUGUGCACUACAUGAAGGCUGAGGGAUUAAACAACGAGGAGUACCAAGUUGUGAUUGGGAAUGAUACGACUCGCUAUAUUAUCGAUGACCUGGAGCCAGCUCGCAACUACACGUUCUACGUGGUCGCCUACAUGCCCAUGGGAGCCAGUCGCAUGUCUGACCACAUGUUCCAGCACACACUCGAGGAUGUUCCCCUCCGCGGCCCCGAGCUCAGCCUCACCAGCCGUAGCCCCACCGACAUCCAGGUGUCGUGGCGAGCCCUCCCUGACAAGCUGAGCCGCGGCCGAGUCUCCGCCUACCGUUUGUCGUACCGAACCGGCGCCGAGAACUCGGUCUCUCAGCUCGAGCUGCCGGGAGAAAAGACAAAGUACCUGAUAGAAAACCUGCAGCCUGACACCGUCUACCUCCUGCGAAUCGCUGCCGCCACCGGCGUUGGGUGGGGCGAGCAGUCGGCCUGGACCUCCCACCGCACCCCGAAGGCAUCCGGUGCGCAAGUUCCACUUUCUCCUGAGCUGGAUUUGGAGCCCUUGAACUGCACCACAAUUUUGGCGCGCUGGCGGCUGGCACAGAGAAAUUCGGCCAGCGUGCAAGGCUACAAACUCUUCUACCACGAGGAGAGCCGGUCUGAGAGUGUCCCGCUUCGGCUGCGUGCCUCGGAUCACUCGCACACUAUCGGAGGCCUCGACCCAAGGAAGAAAUACCAUGUGAAUCUUCUGGCGUACAACGCGGUUGGAGAUGGCUACCAGGCAGACCAGACUAUCAGCACCCCCGGAUGUGUCUCCGUUCGGGAUCGCCUGGUGCCGCCUCCGCCACCUCCUCAUAACGUGCAUGCCAAGGCCAACGGUUCGUCAUCCAUCUUGCUUGAGUGGGGCAGACCAGCCUUCACCUCCGCCCACGCGAUCAACUACACUGUCCGCUGCAACCCCGUUGGCCUGCAGAACGCCUCCCUGGUGCUCUACCUGCAGACGAAUGAGCAAAGCCUUUUAGUACGGAAUCUGCAGCCCAACACCAAGUACGAAUUUGCUAUCCGGCUCCAUAUUGAGCAGCUGUCCAGCCCGUGGAGCCCUGUGGUCUACCAAAGCACCUUCCCUGAGGCUCCCACGCUGCCUCCCACCGACAUCAAGGCGACUCUGAUCGAGGAGGACACGGCCCUGGUGUCGUGGAAGCCCCCGGAGGAAGCCAGCCUUUCUGUUACACGCUACACCAUCCUGUACGCUUCCCGAAGGGAGCGCCUCGCCGGGGAAUGGCGGGUGCUGCAAAGAGAAGAGCAAUGCGGUGCUUCUGUGUGGCCGCCAGGAAGCAUCACCAUGGCGCUGCUGGAGAACUUGAAGCCCGGCCACUUUUACCUCGUCAAAGUGUCGGCGUCCAACAACAUGGGCGACGGGCCCUUCUCUCGCACGGUGGAGCUGACGGUGCGAGCGGAUCCGACCUCUGGUCACGACCCGCGGUUCUCGCGGGGCUCCACGCGCUCCAACGCGUUUGCCGACGGCUUCUACCACCUGGACCGAACGUCUAUGACGGGCGUCACUGUGGGGGUCUCCAUCGCGCUCGCGUGCAUCAUCAUCUGUGCUUUCAUCCUGGUGUGCAGAGGCAAACACAGGAAACCAUCAGCUGUUAAACUGCACGGCGAAGGAAGGAGCCCGGCCGCCGGACGCCCCGGCUCGGAGGGCUCGGCUGAGAACGCCGACGUGAGUGCGGCCGUGCUGAGCCGGAAUCAUUUCAUCGAUAGCAAGGGUGGAACAGAUCUCAUCAUCAAUUCACUUGGUCCAGUUGAGGCGAGUGCCGAGCAGAGAAGCAAAUGGUUUUCCUUCAGAGCGAAAGAUGCGCAGAAGAUGAAAGGGGGGGCGGCCUCCUCCCGGCCAGGUUCCACCGUGCUGAGCUACGAAGAGGAGCGGCCCGCCUCCCCGCGGGCUCUGCUCGGGCGGCCCGGAGAUUCGGAGGGCUCCUCCGGCGGCGAGGGCGGCCACGCCACCGACGACUCCGGCCGCUUCUCGCAGGACGAGACGGAGAUGACCGACCUGUCGUCCGGUCCCAGCGGCCGCCAGCCGUCCGUGACGCCGGAAGACGGCGGCGGCGGCGACGAAGAGGAAGAAACGUGUCGAGUGGCCCGGCACGGUCAGACUCGUUUGAGGUUGGUGGAGUGCGUUGAGGAGCUCUGCUGUCAUCAGGAAGCCCAAAGUGGUCGGCCUUUGCUUUCGCUGUCUCAAGUUGUGUGAGUCUGUGUGUGUGUGUGUGUGUGUGUGUGUGUGUGUGCAAAGCCAAUUGAGCAUUUAUUCACAUUCAUAUAUCCAUGUACUUGUCCUCACUAGUAUAGUAAGACAAUUCAGCGCACUAGUAGAACGACGAGGGCGCCAUAGUGUCUUCUUUGUCACAUUUUUUUUUCCAUGAUUAUUUCUGCACACUAGUUGGACAACUACAGUACAUGUUACUAGUGAGGCAUAGUUCUGCACUAGUUGACAUUUGUGUCCUAUUAGUACUGAUAGCCAAGCAUUGGAUUGUCGAAUAGUGAGGUCAAAAAGUGUAGUAGUACACGGACCUUAAGCAGGAUAUCAAUGAUAUUGAAUAUGCUCAAAAGGCUUUCCAUAUGUAUGUGUGUGUGUUAACUUGCAACAAACUUUACCACAAAACUCCACUGGAACCACUUCCUGCAAACUUUUUGUCUUGAACUAGUAGUGAGUUGCAAGUGUACAUUGCGUCUGCAAGCGAGUGCAGAGGGUGAAUGAGGAGCCACAGACGGAAAGAAACGAAAACACACUUUUUUUAUAGCCAAGCCUGGUCAAGUUUUGACCAUUUUACUCCAGCUUUUUGGGAAUUUUCUCUUGAUUUGUUUUGUAUGUCCUUUUAAAAAAAAAAAAAAAAAAAAAAAAAGAAAUCUCACCUACCAUGAAUGUUUGGGGAAAAAAAAAAAAAAAAGAAAAGAUUGUCAAAACUUUAUUUAAGAGAGUUUAUCACUGGAGUGAAAGGGACGUCCUUUUCGCUGAUUGUCUACCUCGGUCCGCUCGCGAGCGAACCCUCCGCUGUAUAUUUAAUAACUACUGUGUUAUGCGACAUUUACAUAACCUGUGAUCCUUCCUGAUUAUUUUCAUUUUUUGGGGGGGAGGGAUCGUCAUCCAAUUUCGUCUCUUUUUUUUCCCCCUUACUUACUGGAAUGUAAGGGCGGUGCAGCUUCCAUUCCUUCCUCACGCUGGAUGCAAAACACUUUUUUUUUUUUUUCUCCUCGGGUGUUGCCGAGGUCGUGAGCCAGUAUUAAUACGUGUUUUCGAAUCCAUUAUUGAGUAAUGGCGUGGAAGCAGGUAAUGUGUGUGUGUGUGUGUGUGUGUGUGUAUACAUAUAUUAUUUUUUUUUUUGGUGUGUUGACGACGUGUCGCCGCCCUCGCUGUUCCUAUUUUUAUACUACCUGCCAUUGAUUUGUCUUUGUCGGCUUUCCUAAACUCAGGGAACAAAGUUUAGUCCGUUUUGAAAAGUCACGUGGUGUCACGUGGCGAACUGACAGGGUAUCUUCUCAGUACUAAGCUGUGUAUGUAUUUGCGAUGAAUGUAUCUCUCCGUGCCGGUAGCCGAGACAAACCCGCACAGGACCCGAACGGCCGAACCUUUUGUGAUUCUUUUAUUUUGUUAUUGUUUGACUUCCACUACUACCUCCCGCUUGUGUCAGCGGGCACACAGCAAGUGUACGGCGAGCCGUUGGAACAUUUAUUCCAUAUCCGCGAUAUCCACCUUCGAGUCUGUCCGCUGGAUAUGAACCCAUAAUGAAUACAUGCUCAUGCAAGCGCACGCAGCGGGCACGCGGGUACCGAAGCGCCUGACGAUCGGCCUUAUUGCGGACGCAUCUGGACUGUCGUGUUUCUCAGGCAAUGCGUCGCAAGUGUUUUCCUCAUCAGGGAUGUAAGUGAAGAAUCAUGAACGAACGACAUAGCGUUCUACUCCCUGAAAUGUUCCCUUUUUGUACUACUGAGUACACAAUGUCGUUGAAUCGAGCUUUUGUUUUUUCCUCCAGAGUAGAUAAAGAUUAGCACUUGUCUGCCGAGUAGUUUUCUAUUAGCGAGCCAAUCGGCAACGGUGACCGACACUAAUCCCCAAAGACGUGUUUGCUUACCUGACUUUUGAUUUGAUUUGAAUCUUGUCAGUGGACAGGAAAAUGUGGAAUAAUCAAACACAUUCGACCAAAGAUGAAGAUCAGCGGAGGUGCUGCUCCUCAAAACCAAGCCUUUAAUGCACAUUAGUGGCCUUCAACUGCGACAAGUUCUCCAGGAAAGUGCCGGCAGCAUUCAGCCCCCCCCCCCCCAAUCUCACGGAGUGACAAUUCCUAAUCAGUGCUACGGUGCACACAAAGACAAAGUCGUGCUGACUUUCUCUCAAAACGGAUGUUUGUGCUCGCAAAAGCGCACCCGCUCGUCUAUUCUGUCAUUCACAUCGUUUACGAGUGCAGUGCGUUACAUGGCCGCGACCGACAGAGGCUCUGUUGAGUCGGUCUCAACUCGUUCAGCUAUGGGAACAAAUAGGAUAUUCUAAUAUGGUUCCCAAAAAAUCUUGCUACAGUGAAUUCAUCUGGUCAAAUGCCCAUCCCUCGUGUAUGAAGCUAAUCCAUCCUUUUACGGCUUGCACGAAAGAUGAGCGGACGCACGGACGGAUGUUCUCACAUUGCUGCUUCGAAGCAAUCAGGGGUUCAAUCAGGGGUCGUUUUCCUAUGACACAAUCGGUUUCAUUUGGUUUUCAGGAGCAAACAAACGCAACAAACCAAAGAUGUUUUUAAAUGGUCGCCGUUGCACGUCGGGGAGAAUGGAUCAGUUCAAAUGCAUCCUGUCUGUGUGUGAUUUGUUGUCCUUGUCCAGUCUUCUCAUAUUAUUAGCAUCUUUCCGAGAAGAAAGCGUGGCACGCCGCACUCGGCUUUAAAUCACGCGAUUGUGCCAUUUCGUUUGAUUGAGAUUCCAGUGAAAGGUGUUUUUGGUUUUUCUUCAACGAUUAGGAGAAUCUGGCCAAAUGCAACUUCUUCCCUCAGGAGGACAACCUUGCCUGUUGCCCUGCGCUCUUCUCGUGUGUUCCUAUCCGAUCAUGUGCGUUACGAGGGAUCGAAAUAACAAGAGUGUCUCGUUUUCUCCCUUUUGACAGUAAUGUUGUGAUGAUGAGUUCGAGUGUCGAGAGCCGCGGGUCUUUUUUUUUUUUUUUUACAUAUAAACUCAGGUGGACCCCGGGGCUGCUCCUCCUCAGAAGAGAAAGUCAUGAUAAUUGAAUGUAUCUCUUGUAAUUAUGCUGCUUUUAUUAAUGCGUGUCUGUCUGUCUGUCUUUGUCAUCACAAUUAUUUGUUUUUUGUUUAGGAGAUUUUAGACUGUGGUUACUUACGAAAAGUCUGAUUCUUAAUAAAAGUACAAAAAUAUAACAAA
Messenger RNA from Phyllopteryx taeniolatus (common seadragon), 6971 nucleotides. Its product is annotated as protogenin A-like. Lineage: Eukaryota; Metazoa; Chordata; Actinopteri; Syngnathiformes; Syngnathidae. Gene Ontology annotation, molecular function: protein binding. Gene Ontology annotation, cellular component: axon; plasma membrane. The transcript is spliced from 19 exons. Gene Ontology annotation, biological process: axon guidance; cell-cell adhesion. The record is from RefSeq and is a predicted model, not a curated record. Bases 262 to 3807 code for a protein of 1181 amino acids.